AUGCCGGAAAGCGAGAAUGCCACUGUCGAGCUCACGGCGCAAUGCCUGUGCAAGAAGCACACAUUCACCGCCAAAGUCCCACAAUCUUCGCUGCCCCUCAAGGCCUCCGCUUGUCACUGCAACUCCUGCCGCCAUGUCACCGGCGCCAUGUACGGCACCGCGACGCUGUGGCCCGGUGACAGCGAUGCAGUCCAAGAAUCGUCACUGAGCAAAUACGUGUUCGGUGAAACCCUCACGACACUCUCCUGCGGCACUUGCAGCAGCAUGAUGUUCUGGGAGAAGAGCACCGAGAGCAAGCCACCCACCCAUAGCGUCUUCACCGGUGCGUUGGCCAACAUCGACGUGCCCGAUCUCGUGCUGUUCACCGAACACAAAUUCCUGGGAGACACGAUCGACGGCGGCGCCUCUCCGUGGCUGCGCAGCGCAGGCAAGGACGGCGCCAGACCGCGAUUGUGGGCGGGACAGACUCGGAACAGCGAGGAGCUGAGCCAAGAGUGGCCGCCCGUGGACUCGCUCCCCGAUGCCGCAGCAGAACUGGACCUGGACAAGAUCCCGAUCCGCUGCCGAUGCAAGGGGGUUGACCUUGUCCUCCACAGUCCUCACACGGCGUUCGCGGGGAAGCCACGGUCGGAGCUGCCUUGGUUCGUGGAUCCGGUGACGCACAAGCUUCUGGGCAACUUCGACGCGUGCGACUCUUGUCGUUUGUCGUCGGGCGCCGAUGUCUUCCACUGGACUUUUGCGCUGCUCCUCCAUCUUGGGUUCGCGGGGGCGACCGAGGGAGGACACUCGGAGUUUCCGCGAUCGACACCUCAACUCAAAGCUGCUGUGUCGGCGAAAGAAGGUCGUGAUCCAAGGUGGGGCACCCUCACAUACUACGAGAGCUCCCCGGACGUGCAGCGAUAUUUCUGCAGUCGUUGCUCUGCGUGCGUGUUCUAUGCGGCGGGUCGCCGGCCCGAGAUUGUUGAUAUUGCCGUCGGUCUGCUGGAUGUUCCUGGAGGUGCUAGGGCGGAAGGACUCAUUUCGUGGGCUUUGGGGGGAGAGUCGCCUUGGCGAACAGAUAUGUCCGGUGGGUGGAGAGAAGACCUCAUCAAGAACAUCGAGUCAGAGGCCGAGCGCUGGAGGAUACAUAGACGACAUUCAAAGAACUGGUACAGGCUUGAUGAAGAGAGGGCAAGGGCGAAGGAAGAAGCUCAAUACCGCUGA
Molecule: messenger RNA, 1203 nt
Organism: Anthostomella pinea
Lineage: Eukaryota; Fungi; Ascomycota; Sordariomycetes; Xylariales; Xylariaceae
Source: the annotation of a GenBank genome assembly